AUUCCGCUCCUUCUCUCUGUGUAUCUCUAUAUAUACCUGUUCUCCUCCGCCCCGAACGUUCCCGAAUUCCGAUUCCGACUCCGACGCGUCCUCGUUUCGAUCUCGUCGUCGAUUUUCAUUCACUUCAUCGCAAAUUCGAACGCCGAUCCUGGAAGAUCGUCUCGGUCUCGACCUGUUGGAAGAAAACCCUCGAUCAAUUUGGCCGCAGAUCCUUGCGGCUUGCUCGUACUUCUGUUCCUGAGUCGGAACCCUAGAUCGCAUUCUCAUCGGUUCCGUCGAAUCGGUCUGCGUCUGUCUCGGUAUGGGUAGCAGUAGGGCCUUCCGAGGAGGCACCUCCGACCGUCCCUUCGUAUCCGCGUCGUUGCAGUCCUCUGCGCCUGGCCAGCAGCCGACAGAGACGACUUCGACGUCGGUCACUGAGACGGUGAACGGCUCGCACCACUUCAAGAUUUCCGGGUACUCGCUGAUCAAGGGGAUGGGGGUGGGAAAGUACGCGGCUUCGGACACGUUCAGGGCUGGGGGCUAUGACUGGGCCAUCUACUUCUACCCCGACGGGAAGAGCGAGGAGGACCGGGCGUCGUAUGUGUCCCUCUUCGUGGCGCUCGCCAGCGACGGGACAGAUGUGAGGGCGCUCUUCGAGCUCACGCUGCUGGACCAGAGCGGGAAGGAGCGGCACAAGAUUCAUACCCACUUUGGGAGGACGCUGGAGAGCGGCCCCUACACCCUUAAAUAUCGUGGAAGCAUGUGGGGAUAUAAGCGUUUCUUCAAAAGAACUGCUUUGGAGACCUCAGAUUACCUCAAGGAUGAUUGCCUAUUAGUUAAUUGUACUGUUGGUGUUGUUAGAUCUUUCACUGAAGGGCCCAAGAUUUAUACCAUACGAGUGCCACUGUCAAACAUAGCUCAGCAUUUUGGCCAGCUUCUUCAUAGUGAAGAGGCAACCGAUGUGAGUUUUGAAGUUGAUGAUGAGAUUUUCCAUGUUCAUAAGUUGGUAUUAGCAGCUCGAUCACCAGUAUUUAGGGCACAGCUUUUUGGUCCAAUGAAAGACAGUAACAUGCGCUGCUUAAAGGUAGAAGACAUGGAGGCUCUGGUAUUUAAGGCUUUACUUCAUUUCAUAUACUGGGAUUCACUACCUGACUUGGAAGAGGUUACCGGUCUUAACUCAAAGUGUGCUUCCACUCUAAUGACUCAGCAUUUGCUUGCUGCUGCAGACCGCUAUGCAGUAGAUAGGCUUAAACUACUCUGUGAAGCCAAGUUAUGUGAGGAUGUUACCAUAAAUACUGUGGCCACUACUCUGGCUCUGGCCGAGCAGCACCACUGUUUUCAGCUUAAGUCCGUUUGUCUUAAAUUCGUUGCUUCACCCGAGAAUUUGAGAGCUGUAAUGCAGACGGAGGGAUUUGAAUACUUGAAGGUCAGUUGCCCAUCUAUUCUGACUGAGCUUCUACGAUAUGUUGCUAAGAGGGGUAGAACUUCUGCAGCGUCCAGCGUCUACGCAGGUGACGAACUUGAUGGCACGGAUGCAUAUGGAAGGAGAGUGAGACCUCGGAAUAUUUGUUGAGGGUUCAUUGUUGGUUGCCUGUUAAAGUCCCUCUAAUUCUUUUCGAUGAACUUAUAAAUUCACAUCACUUGACAGUAUCUUUAUUAAUGAGAUCGCCUGAAAUUAUUUGCA
Molecule: messenger RNA, 1666 nt
Organism: Zingiber officinale
Lineage: Eukaryota; Viridiplantae; Streptophyta; Magnoliopsida; Zingiberales; Zingiberaceae
Product: BTB/POZ and MATH domain-containing protein 2-like
Exons: 4
Coding region: 302-1555 (417 amino acids)
Biological process (GO): protein ubiquitination
Molecular function (GO): protein binding
Source: RefSeq, a predicted model, not a curated record